GUCUGCUGAGGGGCUUCCAGUGACCCACGUUGUCAUUUGGGUCUGAAUGCAGGGAACUUUAAAUUAUACAGCUCAGGUUGUUGUGUUCUCUGCAGCUCUGCACAUGCUGUUGUGUUUCAGAAGUGCCCUGGCUUUGUUUCAUUCCUGCUCGGUGCUGCUGGUUGGAGGCAGCCCCCACCCACUGCAUAAAAGCCCCGGGGUCCAUUUCAACCCUCCGUCUGGGGUUGGUGGGCAGAACAGCUCAGUUCCACCCGCAUUAUCCAGCAUCACUGCGGGUACCCGGCGUCCUGGCGGGGCGGGGCGUUCCGCAGGGCUGGCUCGGGGGCGGUGCCAUGGUUUGAAGCCGUGGUGGCGGUGUCGGCGUUGCUGCCGUCCGGGUGGUUCCGCCAUGCGCCGGGUGCUGCCGCUCCGGGCGCUGCUCGGGGGCGGCACGGCGGGGCGGCGUGUCCGGCUGUCGGAGCUCGGAGGGCAGCGCUGCGGAACGGCGGCUGCGGGGAGCGGAGGGAAGCUGAACGUACUGCCAUCCUUUGGGUUUCUUGUUGACAUUGAUGGUGUGCUGGUACGAGGAAAGACUCCGAUUCCUGCUGCAAGAACAGCCUUUCAGAAGCUGGUUAACUCUCAGGGGCAGUUCUUGGUGCCCGUAGUGUUUGUCACCAAUGCAGGGGAUUGCCUGCGCCAGAAGAAAGCAGAUCAGUUGUCCCAUAUACUGGGAGUUCCAGUUUCACAGGACCAAGUGAUGAUGUCACACAGCCCGCUGCGGAUCUUCAAACGUUAUCAUCCCAAAUGUGUUCUGGUAUCUGGACAAGGGCCGCUUCUGGACAUUGCUCAGGACCUGGGGUUCAGCCAGCCUGUCACCAUUGAGAUGCUGCGGGAGCGGUACCCGCUGCUGGAUGUCGUUGACCAUGACAGAGCACCUGACGUGUUGUUCUCCUCUGCUGUGGAGCUUCCCAAGAUCGAGGCUGUUGUUUUGUUUGGGGAGCCCGUCAGGUGGGAAACCAACCUUCAGCUGAUAAUUGAUGUUUUGCUGACGAGUGGCUAUCCUGGAAAUCCGUAUCACCAUGAGAAUUACCCUCAUAUACCUGUACUCGCUUGUAAUAUGGAUCUAAUGUGGGUAGCUGAAGCACAGUCUCCAAGGUUUGGGCAUGGGACAUUCAUGGUGUGUUUGGAAAACAUUUACAAGAAGAUUACUGGCAAAGAUCUGAAAUACGAGGCCUUAAUGGGCAAGCCUAGUGAACUGACCUACCAGUAUGCAGAUUACCUUAUCAGGGCUCAAGCAGCAGAAAGGCAAUGGAAGCAACCCAUUCGAACUCUUUAUGCUGUUGGGGAUAAUCUCAUGACUGAUGUUUAUGGUGCUAACCUGUACAAUCGCUAUCUUGAAGAGAAGAAUUCCAGAAAAGGCUCAAAAACGUGGAUUCAGGCCAAAGUUGCUGGAGGUAGAGGGUCUGCUGCUCUCUCUCAGGGUGAUGAGAUAGAUAACAGCUGGGAGAAUGAACUGGCAUCCUCGGCUGCUACCCACUGUAGGUCUGUUCUUGUUUGUACUGGGGUUUACAACCCACUCACGGAGGUGCCCUUGGAUACCACGGAGAGCAGAACUGAAAUGGUAUUCCAUGGCCACAGAGAUUUUAGGUUUGAUCCUGGUUUAGUAGAACCGGAUCAUGUGGUACCAGACGUUAAUGCUGCUGUAGACCUGAUCUUCCAGUUGGAGAACUUUACUCCUAAUUGAGGUGACUUGAUUUCUUCAGGACUGCUUGGUGUUAUGCUGUUCUUCCCCUAAACUGUGCUUUAAAAUCAUGCCACAAACUCCUUUCUAUUUAUUUAUUUUUAUUUUUUAAUUUACAUAAUAUAUAAAUAUGAAAGUAGAUUAAUGUGCUUAAUAUACUUACUAUAAGACUAUAUAAAUUCAAAAAAUCUGUUUAAAAUACUUGAUUUAAGAUUAUUUAAGUAUAAAUAAUACUUUUUAAGUAUUUCAAACUGUACUUUCUUGCUUUAGCUGUCUUUUAUUUGUAUCUUACUCAUUAUUUUAGGUAUUCCAGUAGUAAUUUAUCAUCAUUGCUUAUGUUUUAUUGGUACUUAAAUUCCUGUGUGACCAUUCAUUCUUUCCUUUCUUGAAAGACUUACUUUCCAGUUCUUGAAGGUCUUUGGUCAUUCACAUGAUUACAGACUGAUACAGAGCACAGUAGCUAUUCUGCAAAUAACAAGCACUCUUUCAAGUGUGUUGCUUCACAUAAGGGUUGAAUUUGAUGUUCUAUCUCUGUACUCGCUCAGAUAAUUGUGCAGCCUUCCUUUUUACCUGCUUUCCAAUUUUUCCAGCAUAUCUGGACCUGCAUUGCUGCUGCACUCUGACACAAAGCCUUAAAAGAAAUGCCAGUAUAAGCUGAUGAAGGCUGCGCUGUUAACACAAAUUUUGGAGCUCCUGCUAACUGAACAGUCAUAAAGGGAAAGCAGCGAAUAGUGAGUGUCCUGUGUGGUGUAACUCCUGGGCUCUUGUUGUUGCCUUUUUAUUUGCAUUUCUGUGGGGAAUUUUGGAAAGCUUUAGACACUGUUUUGGGCAUUCCAGCUGGAUUUCUCCACUGAUGAGUGACUGCUAUCUGGGCAAAAAGUGCCUACUGGUUUACUUGAAGCUUUGUACCACCGUGGUAGCUGACUGUCCUUGAGUGUAAUGUGUUUUGUUGUGUGUCAGUGUUAUGUGUUUGGCUCAUGGAUUUUUAUAACUUCAUUUCUAAAAAGAAAAAAACCUUAUUUUUAUAAAAUACUUCUAGCAAUUUUAAUCCAAAAGAUGUAUUUGAAAAUGUCCUCUGUGUUGGUUAUAGCACAGUGAGAUAACACUUGUGAGAUAAGCUGUGUGUCUGUCCUUUAACGCUUGGAAAACUUGAGUCAAUUAAAAGCUUAAAAAUGAAGUCAACUUACACAGAAGUAUCAUGUAAAAUCACCUCAGGAGGUGUGGGAUCUGUUAGGUUCACAAAUAAGAAAUGGUACAAACAAAUCUGGGGGUCUUCUAUUUCAUGGAUUUCUUGCAGAAGUAGCAGAAUGCUGCCUUGCAAACACUCACAGCUGGUGGCGUAAGGAGAAAUGCCUUCCUGGCCAACUUCUACGCUGCUUAUUAUCCUGAAAUCAAAAUCUAAGUCCUCUUCAUGUCACCAUUAAGUCAGGCUUUUGUUGUGUUUUCUGUUUGCAUACCACUCCAGUCACUUCUACUACUGCCAGGUUUGUUGAUUAACUCACUCACAUUUUGUAAGUAGUUUUCAACAUCCCUUGCUGGAUGCAGGGUUCUUAGUUUAAGGACACUGCUCCAAGUAUUGUAUUUUAUUUUUAUUCACUGGGAAGCUAUUUCAGCAGUCCUUUCUUACUGUUACAGCAAGUGAAUACAUGUCUGUUUCUUUGUCUCUUUUCUGUAAUGCACCAACUACUUAUGAAGCAUGCCAAAUGUUUUUAGUAAGGAAUGUUGUUAAGGCUUUGCAGGACAUGGGGUAACCAAAGUUGUGUUGUUUCAGUACUGAAGCAUGUUGCUGAAUCCUUUCUUACUGGAAACUGUUUCAGACUUUCAGUGAUGCAGGGAAUAAAAACAUAGAAGUUAAUGAAGAAUUCACUUUUCAAUUUUUCCUCCCUUUUUUUUCCCCCAUUGUGAUUUAAAAUAAAACUAUGUCACAUCUUGGAACUCUUAAACGUCAAAAAAGCAACGACCGCUCUGUAGCAGGCCCUACGUUUUUGGGCCUGGUGCCGUACCCCUGUCGGUACCUGAAGGCGGCCCGUGGGGGGCGCUGCCCGCCAUGUUGGCUGCCCGCCAUGUUGGGUUACCUCAGCGGGGACAGGGCGCCGCAGGGACUGAGGGGCUCAUCUCCAUGCUUUGUUUAUUCACAUGUAUUGUAGAAGUAAUAGUCGAAGUCGAUAUCCCUACACUGUUCUUUGAGUCCCAGGGUAUUUCAUGUUCUUCAUCCUCGUGGACAAAACCCCGCAUUGGUAAGUAAGUAAGUUGGUAAAAUGCUUCAAAAAUGGCAGGUGCUGGGAUGCAGUCAGAUUCUCAUUCCAUCCUCUUUUGGUUUCAAAUAAAUGCUGAGCACUCAGUCCUUCCUCGGUCAGUGUUUGUCAGCCCCGUUCUGCCCUGGCAGUGAUGCACCUGAAAUCAACAGACGUUGCUCCCCAAGUUUGUCUGUAGGUGACUGCAAACAUAUCAGAAAUAUGCCAGCUUAGCAUAAGUUAUAUUUAGAGUUGAUAUGUUUUUCUAAAUCUAAGAAUUGUUUGGGCUUCUUGAACGAGGAAAUAAACAGGGGCAAUAAGUGACAUUUGUUUAUUUUUCCUGUGAAAUGUGAAAAGGCAGCAGCAGCUGAAAGGCCCUGCAGCAUCUGGGCUUUGUUUUGUGGGUGCAUUUGCAGAGAUCAGAACUGGAGUUUGCCAGCUCUGUGUCAGCUCUUCCUUGUUCAGAACAUGCUUCAGAGUGAUGCAUAGAAAGGAAAGCUAACAAAUGAUUCACACAAACGCUUUUCUAAGCUUUGAUUUUGCCACUGGAAGUGACUUCUGUUCCCAGUGCCUACAUUUGAAUCUCAAUAGGGUAAAUUACUUCCUAGAAGCAAUUAUUUUCAAUGUAGUUUACCAGGCUCACAGUGUCAGCACAUGGUGACACUGAGACAUCAUCCCUCUGUUGUAAUGACUGAAUUUGGUGUCGUAAACUAAUGUGCAGAAACAUCUGAAAGUAAUGCACCUACGUGUUGUUUUCAGUUACAUUGGUUGCACAGACAGCUGGAAGUGUGAACUUGCUGAGGCCGAUGGUUCUGAUCAUUGACUAACACAGUCUGUAUUCAGGUAUUUCGUAUAUACAAGUAUGGAUUUGGGGGUGAUGGGAUAAAUCCUGCCCUCAGCAUUCAAGCAGCUGAACAUCAGAAGUUUCUGAAAGGAGUGUGUGGUCAGUUCUGUGAGUAACAGAUCAGCGUGUAUUCAAAAUGGCAAAGAUGGCAGAAAACUUCCUUAGGGAAGGUGCAGUUUUAACCACAUUGUUUACAUUUAAUUGUAAACACUGAGGAGAAGUUAUCUGCACCUCUCUAAUGUGGAAGACUGAAUCCAUUUUAUGUGCGUGCCUUUAUGUAGGUGAUGGGCAGUUGUAAGUAUGUAUAAGAGGAAGAGUCAAGUACUGCUUGUUUAACGGAAUACAUUGAACUAUCUUCUCUAAAAUUAAGAGAACAUACAGCACUGUAGAACAGGAUACAGAAUUUCCUAAUCUUGUUUGUUUUUGUCUUUGAUAAUCAGCUACAGCAAAUUACAUGGAUUGAAAUUACCACAAAAGAUAUUAAUUGCCAAAUGUUUACUUUUAAUUAAAUCUUUUGAACGAUAUACAGUACAAUGUAUCUACUAGACUACAGUUCACAACAUAAAGCAGGUUUCAUAUCUGCUUAAAAAUAUUCUUCAUAAUAAAUUCAUAAAUAGAUGAAGGUAAAGUAUAAAAAAUUACUGUAGUAUGCAAGCCUGCUUCCUUGUCUCCUCAUAUUCCAAGUGACCCAGUCAGUAUUGUAAUAAGAGAAGUAGCUAGUGAAGAUUACAAACAUACAGCCUGCAUCUCUCGAGGAAACCUUGGAAAAACAGCUACAGAUUUGUCCUAGGAAAUGCAGAAUAUUUUUAACACUGUUAUCCUCUAAACCCUUCAAAUCGUUUCAGAAUGUAGUGAAUGAAUUCAAUAUGAAUUAGAGAUCUGUUUUUUCUCCCUGGCAGGUGUAUGAGCCAAACUCACUUGAAUGCUGUUGAGUCUCUAGAGUUGUGCAUCCUCAGGGACUGGGUGUCACAGCCGUCAGGUAUCAGUGAGCGAGGCACAAAAGAGGGAAAAGUUUGUUGAAAGCACUGAGUGCGUCUGACUAUCAGAAAUCUUCACAUUUCUGCACAAAAACAACAUAAAAUCUUAAAACAGUUACAAAUAACUGAAUUCACCUUCUGCUCAGUACCUGUACUAUGCCAUACCUGGGAAGUGAAGCAGUGCCUGAUCUCAUGCAUUGGCUUCCAAGGUUUUGAAAUGGUAGUUUCACAUAGUGCCAUUUCAGCACUUAACUCUACCGACUGAAUCCUCCUGUUACACCACCAGGCUGUUCUAGCAGUUACUCAUCAGUACGUCGCUCUUUUAAAAAGACACACAUAGAGUUUUCUUUUGUCAAGUACCAAAACACUUUUCAUACCUAUCUAUUUUUAUACCACUUACAAAGGGGAAAAUCCUUAUCUAUGCAUAGCAUUGAAUUAGGGAAUUAACAUGAAAAACAAAGAAUGAGUAUGCUCUGCCUUUUCCAUGAAUGAUAUUAUAACCAUUUCCCUUUAUUGAGCUUGCUCCAGUGUUGUUCAUACGUAAGGUACUUCACCUAAGUCAAAAUCUACAGAAACUUGGAUCUCUUCACCUAGUUCUUACAUUUGAAUAAUGUGUCCUUUCAGAUGUCUUGGAGACUGUGGGGGCCUAAGACUGAAGCUCCUACAGUGCAGCCAACUAUGCUCUAGUUUGAGUAAGAAUAAACUUAGUAGGGGAACUUUUGUUCCUAGUAUCAUAAUCCAGAAUUUAAACAUCAGAAAUAUAAAAGCAGGAAAACCUGUAACUGUUGUUAUGGUGUAUUACUUGAACUACGAGAAGGAAAUUACCUGCUUUAAACUGAGUAAUCAUUGACUAAACUGCCCAGAUUUAAUGAGAUAAUGGCUGGCUGACGCAGGUGCAGGCUUUACUUUUCUUGUUCUUAGGAACUUAGUGCUAACUUGUUUUCCAUUGGCCUCAUAUAAAUCAGUAUGUCAAAACAAAGCAACUGUUGACACAAUCUGCCUUCAGUCACACCUAAAGGUACAGAGGUAAUCAGGGUACCUGCCAUUAUCAGUAUUAGUGUGACAGAAAUCCUUGUUGAAAAAAGUCAAUAAGAGCAAAGGAAAUUAAAUAAUAAUAAUAAUAAAAUGCUUUUAUGUUCUUCAGACUAAAAUGACAUGAUAAAAAGGGGCACAAAGGGCUAAACAGGUGCUGGGAAUCAGAAUGUCUUGUUGUGGAAUAGCUCUUUUUUUUUUCUAAAGUAUGUGGUGGGGGCUGCAUUUAAGUGCUCACAUCUGAGAUUUUUGCUGCUUUGAAUAGUUCUGUGACUAUGUUCAGUAGAGUUGAAAGAAAACUAAUGUGACCUGCCCAACAAAACUAAUGUAUGCAGGAGGCUUGUUUUCAGACCAAAAUCUCAGCGGGCUGGUCAGCACUAAAAAUACUACAAUGUUAAAACUGAGAUAAUAUUUCCCAGAUCUUUACAUCUCUUCCUCUAGGGAGAAAAAGAACUAUUGGAUCUGAGAAGAGUUCCCACUUCCCUCAGGACUGACAUGAGAUGGCGAAAGGCAUUCAAAGAGUGAACCCGAUGCUGGCUGGCUAUGAGAUUAAGUGAUAGAGGUGUAAAUCUCAGUAGAGUAAUAUGGCAGGGAAGCACUAGGGAAAGGCUUUGAGGUUAUUUGAGCGUCAUACUGCUCAGAUGUAUGAAGAAUGUGAAGGGUUACUGAAGUAAUGCAUUUAAAUACAUAUGACAAUCUGUUCUUCAUAUAAAUCUGGUUUUCCUCUGAAGUCAAAGAAAAAAAUGGAGUAAGAGCUCCAGUUUUCAUGAAGCUCUAAGAAAUCUCUGCAGUGUAAAGAGGGCUUCAUUUGGUUUAGUUACUCCCUCACCUGCACUUUGAGUGCACGUUAUACUGAGAAUAGUAAAAUCAUGAGGACUUUUCUGUUCUCAAAUGUUUUAAUUUAUAUAUAAAACUUGUUUUGCAAAACAAAUAUUAGCAGGUUUCUAGGUUUACAUUUAUUUGAAACAAUGUUUACCUAAUUAUAAAUAUUACUUAAAAUAUCCAUCCAUAAUGAUGGACUGGAUGGCUAAUGGGAGGUAAAAUGAGGUUAAAUAAAAAAUCAGUGCAGAGAAUAACACUGCCCACACUCCUGGGAACCACAUUCUGCUGAUGAUUGCAGUUCAGUAUUUCCCUCUGCAUUCCAUUCUUAAUUGUUAUAGGGCAGGGAUCAAUGUUCCCUUCUGUGUUGAUGUAAUAUUUUGCACACUUUGGGCACUGCCAAAACAAAAUGAUAAAUACAUGGUCAGCCAAGGAGAUCUGCUUAAAGGCAGUGUGCCAUAGUCUUGUUAAUGAUCAGCUGCCAGUAAACAGGGCUCUUGGCAGAAGUUUAUGCUGUGAACUCUAAUCAUGUGCUACUGAAUUAUUCACUUGAUGUACAUCAGUGCACAUUUGUAACCUGAGAGUUGAAACAAUUUCUUUUACCUGUAAAUCUCAGGUUUAUUGCUACUCGCCUUCUUCAUCCAGGCAGCCUUUAGAGUUGGAGGACAAAGCUGACAUGAAGCCAUAGUCUAUUUACAAAAAUCAAAUCUGAACCAGUGGGGGUCGGCAUUGGAAAAUGCAGCGAACAAAUCACUGGAUGUAUCUCCUGUCUUCUGACUGAGACAAACUCGACCUGCAGAGUCACAGCCUUCAGCCAUAGCAUAAAGGAGAAAUGGGAGCUGAUACUAAGGAAAGGUCAGCUCCUUGCUCUAUGGCUGCUCAUUUACUAGAUGGGACUUUAAACUAAGCAAGUGGAUUUCUCCAUUUAGUGCACUGGAAGAUCUGUGUUACUUUUGUGUCUUGUUCCAGUUUUGAGUUACUGUGUAAAUGGCUGAUUUGAGUAGUAGCAAUACUGUCCUUAAAUGCACGUGAAAUUUUAUCCACAUGGAUUAAAUAAUUUGGCACUAACCCUGCAGAUACUGGAGGCUGAGCUUUGUGGAUGCUGACCUGCAGGACUGUAACCUACAAGCUGUAAACUAUACAAAGUUAUGACAAGUCCAAUGCUUGCCAGUAUUCUGUAGCUUAAGGACUAUCAAACCAGGAGGAAAAACAGUAACCAGAACUGAAUUUUAGCUUGGACUGUCUGCAUAAGUUUUCCUGGGAGUGGAAUGCAAGACUUCUAGAGUUUGGACAGUUCUAAUUUUUGGUUUUUAGCUCCCAGUGGGAACUCACUGCCUGCUAUCUUGGGAUGUAGGAGAGCUGGAUAUGUCCUGGAAAUGCUACUGGGUAUGUCUCCAAAAUGCUACUGAAUACUGUGGCUUAAUCUGCCCUUCCAUAUAAAACAUUACGGUUGUGAAAACAAUGCUAAGUGAAAAAUGCAAAGCCCUUCCAGUCUUAGAACUAUAAAACUUGAAAUCUAGUCCCUUAGAAUAGAAGCAAACAGGAUACAAAGCUUAA
Molecule: messenger RNA, 9183 nt
Organism: Coturnix japonica (Japanese quail)
Lineage: Eukaryota; Metazoa; Chordata; Aves; Galliformes; Phasianidae
Product: haloacid dehalogenase-like hydrolase domain-containing 5
Biological process (GO): glycerophospholipid biosynthetic process
Cellular component (GO): mitochondrion
Source: RefSeq, a predicted model, not a curated record